AUGUUCAUGCCGGAACGCUUCUUUAAAGACAAUGGAGAACUCGACGACGACGACCGUAUUUUAGCCUACGGAUUUGGCAGAAGAAUCUGUGUAGGGAAAUAUGUAGCAAGCUCGACGAUGUGGAUGGUCAUUGCCUCCAUCUUGGCUUGCUUCAACAUCGAUAAGGCACAGGACGACUUCGGGAACGACAUCGAGAUCGACGACCGAUACUUGGAUGUUAGUCCUACAUGUCAUAAGACCCCCUUCAAAUGCUCGAUUGUACCCCGGUCAGAUGUAUGGAGAAGCCUUAUCGAAGAGGCAAUGGCCGAAGCGAAGAUAUGA
Molecule: messenger RNA, 321 nt
Organism: Cyclocybe aegerita
Lineage: Eukaryota; Fungi; Basidiomycota; Agaricomycetes; Agaricales; Hemipholiotaceae
Source: the annotation of a GenBank genome assembly